Doryrhamphus excisus (bluestripe pipefish) is the source of this 1556-nucleotide messenger RNA. The record is from RefSeq and is a predicted model, not a curated record. Lineage: Eukaryota; Metazoa; Chordata; Actinopteri; Syngnathiformes; Syngnathidae.
AGACAAAUGUCAAAGUUGUGUACGGCUGAAUUUGUGUUCGAUGUCAGUUUAGCAUUAGCUACCACCGGCCUUCUCCAGCUACCCAAGUUGGAGGACAGACUGUAACUAGUCGCAGCAACAGCCUCCUCUUGGAAACAGCCUCGGUUACAGUCAACAACAAAUCCAACACUUCUGCUGGGUAAUUUGAGGCCAACACAACGCAGGAACCACCGCGCUUCUUUUUGGACGAGACGAGAUGCGUAAUUACGCACGGCACUGAGGUGGAGAUUCCAUGUUUUUUGGCCACAAAUUCCAGUGAAGUUACCAGUCUGCUGUGAAGCCAAGAAAGGGCAGGAUGGGAUGCUCCACAAGUUCCCAAACCUCUACAGUAGACUCCACCAGACCUGGAGCUAAACCAGAGGAGAGCAACGGGACCAGCACCACAGGUGCAGCCAAUGGCAACAUAGCAGAAGACAGUGAAACCCUUCCAGACCAAACGCCCGCAGAUGCCUCCGACGUCAAGGCUGAAGGUGAAGACACUGCAGUUGAGACAAUCGUAUCAGAAGCACCAGCAGCACCAUCAGCAGCAUCAGCACCAGCAUCACCAGCAGCAGCACCAGCAGCAGCACCAGCAGCACAGGAGGAGCUGCAGCUGACGGACGCUGAAGCUCCACCUGCAGAUGUGCCUGAGGCGGCGAGCCCAUCUGAGCCUGCAGAUGCAGAUCCACCAGCCAGUCGGGUAGAAGCUGCUGAUCCACCGCAGCCCGCAGAGGAGGCGCCAGCUGCAAGUGAUUGACAGCACACAUCAGCGCACGUUUGGAUGUACGAUACUUUUAUGUUGCCAAGAUGCACAAGACUGCACACACACCAAACACCUUCCUACCUUCACCACAGCACUUAAUCGUCCUUCGCAGAGCACUCUUACUUUAUUAUCAUCUGCGGGAAAGUCAAAGCCAAAAACGUGAUGAGAAUUCAAAAUUAAUAUUGUGUGGCAUCAUCAGAAUAAUAUGAAAAGUGUAUUUGUGUACACACCAUUAAGAUGGGGAGUUGCUGUAGCUUGCUAGCUAGCGGCUGUCUUGAGUUUCUAUUGCAUAGUCGUUGUGAAAUCCGGUGUAAACAAUGAUGAAAAGGAGUUUAAUGGUGACUAUGUGGGUGUUAAAAACAUAUUUAGGUUUUCAUGCUCCAACUAUGAAAGUAUUCCAUUCAUUAACAUUGACGACUGUAUUUAUGAAAUUCAUUUAUCGGGUCUGGAACCAGUUGACUGCAAUAGACGAGGGACGACUGUGUUCCUUAUUAUCCAAUUUAAGUGAAUAGGCCCAGGUCAAAAGACAUUGGCGUUAACGUCUGUGGCUGUAGGCAACCCCAUGAUAUAUUUUUUUAGUAACACCACAAUCCGUUUUAGAUCUUUGCAAAAUGAAAACAUUAUGAACUAUUGAAAAGAUCAUAAUGACUUCCCAUUAAUUGUCUCCAUUUCACAGAUUUUGCAGUUAAUUUUCCCAUAAAGUUUCCUCAGCUGUCCAUGAGCACAAAUGACAAAGUCUGUUGUGUGUGUGUGUGUGUGUGUGUGUGAUGAUAAU